Messenger RNA from Lachnellula hyalina, 1581 nucleotides. RefSeq names its product putative mannosyl-oligosaccharide alpha-1,2-mannosidase. NCBI's taxonomy places the organism in Eukaryota, Fungi, Ascomycota, Leotiomycetes, Helotiales, Lachnaceae. The transcript has 5 exons. Gene Ontology annotation, biological process: carbohydrate metabolic process; N-glycan processing. The coding region runs from base 1 to 1581 and encodes 526 amino acids. Gene Ontology annotation, molecular function: calcium ion binding; mannosyl-oligosaccharide 1,2-alpha-mannosidase activity. Gene Ontology annotation, cellular component: endoplasmic reticulum; Golgi membrane. The record is from RefSeq and is a predicted model, not a curated record.
AUGCAUUUCUCACGGACGAUUCUGGCAGUCCCAGUGCUAGGUCUGCUUUCAUUGACAGUUCUCGCUGUUCCAAAUCGUGUCAAACUUCCUCGAGGGCGCCCGGAUAACCAUACAUUGAAUCGGGAGAGAGCAGAUGCUGUGAAGGAGGCCUUUACGUUUUCUUGGGAUGGCUACCAAAAAUACGCAAUGGGUCAUGAUGAAUUGCAUCCAAUUUCUAAUUCUUACAGCGACUCAAGGAACUCUUGGGGAGCAAGUGCCGUGGAUGCGUUUAGCACAGCCAUAGUGAUGCAAAUCCCAGAGAUCGUAGACACCAUCUUAAACUACAUUCCUACUAUCGAUUUCGAUGUGACUACCGACCAGGUCUCGCUUUUCGAAACCACAAUCCGAUACCUUGGGGGGAUGUUGUCAGGAUAUGACUUGCUCAAGGGGCCUCUGCCAACCCUUGCUUCAAAUGCUACAGCUGUCGAUGUUGUGCUAGCUCAAGCGAUACGCCUUGCCGACAACCUAGCAUUUGCUUUUGAUACACCGACUGGUAUCCCAAGUAAUGGUUUGUACUUCAACCCUCCAGGAACCGAUAAUUCAACUACGAAUGGCAUAGCUACCAUUGGCACACUGGUUCUUGAGUGGACUCGUCUUUCGGAUAUUACUGGCAACAAAACGUAUGCAGAGCUGUCUCAAAAAGGCGAAUCAUACCUCCUGGCCCCCAAACCAGCUAGCUCAGAGCCAUGGCCGGGACUGGUUGGCACGAAUGUUGACAUCAACACGGGUCUCUUUCAAGAUGCUUUCGGGGGAUGGGUUGGCGGCGAUGAUAGUUUUUACGAAUACUUGAUCAAGAUGUACGUCUACGAUACCACACGCUUCAGCGAAUACAGGGACCGCUGGAUUUUGGCCGCAGAUUCAUCCAUUGCUCAUAUCGCGACCCACCCUUCCACACGCCCGGAUUUAACAUUCUUAUCCAUCUUUGACGGACAGGAGCUUAUCCAUGAGUCUGAGCAUCUUGCCUGCUUCGAUGGCGGAUCUUUCAUCCUCGGCGGCCUCACUCUCAAAGAACAGAAAUACAUUGAUUUUGGCCUGGAGCUCGUCAACGGCUGCCACGAUACCUACAUUAGUACCCUUACAGGCAUCGGCCCCGAGAUCUUCCGCUGGGUCACCAACAGCACUGCCGCCAAUGACACGAACAAUCCGCAACCACCGGCUGACCAACAAGCUUUCUACGAAAAGGCCGGUUUCUUCAUUACCAACGGCCAAUAUGUCCUUCGUCCAGAAGUGAUGGAGAGUUUCUAUUACGCCUACAGGGCGACGGGCGACCAGCAAUACAGGGACUGGGCAUGGAAUGCUUUUGUAGCAAUCAACUCGACAGCUCGUGUAGGCAGCGGAUUUGCAGAACUGCAAGAUGUAAAUGCGGCGGAUGGAGGUGGUUUCAAUGACUUCCAGGACAGCUUCUGGUUUGCCGAGGUGCUAAAGUAUAGCUACUUGAUUCAUGCUCCAGACAGCGUGUUCCAGGUUGAAAAUCAAGGUGUCAACCAAUUCGUUUUCAACACGGAGGCGCAUCCAUUUAAGGUUGUUGGCCCGCCUAUUUGA